AUGGCAACGGCGACGCCUCCGCGGAGUGCAGGCACAACGCCGCCUCUGCAGCACAAUAAUGGCAAGGUGUCGUCGUGGCCAGAGAAGACGCUGGUGGAGGCACCAGAGUGUUUUGCAAAUGGGCAGUAUUUUGAUGUGCCGUGUACUCUGGGUAGCGAGGAUAGCGAUGCCCGCUCUAACAGCGCCGUAAGCAUCUGCAGCGGCGAUAAAUCCGGGGAACGGUGGUGCCGUGCACAGAGCAAUCGUAGGUGGAAAGCAUCGACGAGUAGCGAUACGGGGACACGCGACGAGGGCGCCGCAUACCCAGCAGCCGUCUCCUCCAUGUCUUCUUACUACUUCAGCGGACACAACAUGCUGACGGGGGCCACCCAUGAGCGCGCGGUGGAGCAGGGGCUCAUGGAAAAUCGCAAUGGCAUGAACGCGUGUCGGUCGUUCAGUAGCCAAGCGAGCGAGCGAACUGGCGACACGGCGGAGCAGUCUUCUCGGCCGUUCGGUUUACUGGGAGCCGCUUCACCAUCUGUGGUGCAACCGGUGACGAGGAUGGCGCGGGUCCGUGCAGCAGCGGUGGCGGCCUCUUCGCGAGCAAUGUCGUCGACCGAGCUCGAUGACCCCUAUCACGUUCUCUUCAUGCCAACUGCGGCAACCCUGUACUCAAGCUCGCGCGCCGGAAGCGACCGAGACAGCGUCGACGGUGAAAGCCGUUUCACUGCGCGGGCAUCACAGCAAGACAUGUACUGCAUGAACACGUCAAUCCUUACGAUGUCUACAGACGCGCCUGCCAGUCUCUCUACGCGUCAGCAGCGGGACGGCGCCGCUCCACGUGGUGGGUCCGCUUCCGUCACCUCGUCCUGUAAUCGGGUGUAUGUGCCAGGGAUCUUGGAGUACGGGGAGUGGAUGUUGACGGCGCGGCCAGCGACGAUGGAAACUCUCUGUGGGCAUUCGACCGGCGCUAAGGCGCUCGCCACCGACCAUGAGCGUCGCUCUGCUCGGUUUCCGAGCCCCGCUGCCAUUGACGCCAGAGUGGAGCCGUUGAUUCAGUCCUCGCCGACCACGGCGGUCUGUUUUCCACGCACGGCACCCCCCACGACAGUGUCGGAUGAACUUCAAGCAGGCCCAGUUGUGACCGCUAAGGCGCACAGUGUCCCCUCUGCCCGAGGUUCGCAGCUGUCACGCGGCGCUGCCGAUAGCGAGGCGUCCCCGGAGACGAAGGAUCGGCCGCCAGUGUCGGUGUACAAGAGCACUGCCGCGAUAGCACCACCGCCACCGCUGAGCACCUCCGCCAUCCCCGGCGUGUGUAUCACCAUGACGGACUUCACGGCUGACGUGAAGAGCCCGGCAAGGGGUGUCGUGAAUUACAGCACCGCUGUCGACGCCGCUGUCUGCCAACCGGUCGAGUCGCAGUCGCACCGCUGCUCCACUGGUUUCGCGAAGGCGAUCGCCGCAGGACAUCGUCGCCGCGUCUCGGACUGCGGGGCACCGUUUUUUGAAGCCUCAUUGUCGUUGCUGGCAGCACGCAAUGUUCUCCAGCACCAGCAGCCGUGCCCCUCUUACGCCAACGACGCCACGAAUUCUGGAGAGAGCAAAAUGCACACGGUUCCCCCUGUCAUCUCGAAUGGCUUCCUGGGCGGACACGGAUCGGCCUUCAUGACAACAGCAUCUGUGAGCACGUCUUCCGCGGCCCUGGUACCCGAUCACGCCCCUCUCCUGGCCUCCGGUGUGCAUCCUAUUCGCAAGGGCGUCGGUGCACCGUCGUGCGUACCCUCUUCUGUCGCCUCCACUGCUUCCACAGCGACGCCGCGACUGUUGUCACCUCAAGCCUUAGCGACCGCAGGGCAGCCUACUUCGACGGCGUGGGCCGCGCAACCGCCAGACGUGUCGCGUCGGGCUGGAAGCCACAGCCCAGCUACCACAGUGGGCGGCGCAACCUCCAGUACCGCCAGCACGCUCUCUGGUGACCUCAUCCCGAGCUCCUCUCCGAAGAGCGCCUGUGCACAAUCCGGCGCCUUGAAGCCACCCUCUAUUGGCCCCCAGCCGCUUUCCAACUCUAAUGGCGACACCUUGCUGAUUCUCAGCGGCGGGGUGAGGAAGUCGACCCACCCAUCGCAGACAGCACUCGCGGCUCGUGAGACGAGCGUGUCCGCUGCCGGUGGGCAGAGCAGGUCCGACGCGCAUGUCGCAACUUCAAAACUCACCGCCGCGACACCGACUGCCUCGGCUUCCACGAUAUCCACCCCUGCGAUGAGUACCCUCGCCUCCUCACGCGGCCUCUCCGACGAAGGGGGCGCCUCCCACGCUACCGAAGACACGUUUUGCCCCGCCUCCCAAACAAACAAGCGCGCCCCGCACCAACUACCGAAGCAGCGUCCGCUGAGCUCGCGCGUGGACGGCCAGACGUUGAGGCCGGUCAUUCCCGCGACAAUCACCCUUUCUUCACCGCAUGGGACAGCGUGGAAGGCGACACGGCCGCAAGAGGAGGCGCACGUCGACGGGGCUGCUGCAUCCCGGGACAGCAGAAAGGACGCGGUUUGUCCCACUCGCUCCCCAUGUGACUGGCGACGGCGCAUGGGCUUCAAGCAAAACAGGGAGAUUGUUUUACCUGACUCCAAGUCGCUGCGGGCGUCCAUGUCGCCGCUGCUUGAGUUUCGCAGCCUGACCAUGCGCGAACAAGGCAAGGAGAUGAUGCCGUCGACUGAGGAAGUAUCCACACACCUCGUGACGCGCUGGAAUGCGGUGUGCGUGCUGGUCGUCGUCGACGAGGACGCGGUGCGGAAGCCGUGCCUCGUCGUGAGUGGGCUCAGCGUGCGUGUGUACGAGGAGGACAAGUCAGUGACGCUGGCGAAUAGCAGAAUGGCUCAUGGCAUGAUGCGAGUACUGAAGAGGCGCGGUGGUGCGACUCAUUCUCGUUUUUUGUGCAGUGCCAGCUACGACGGCGACGAGGACUCAGACGACAGUGACGCCUUGGCGGUUGGUAUUCGCGGCGGCGUUGGCUUGAGCAAUCGCGCCACGAGCAGCGGCGGCGGCGGGCUGCCGUCCAACCUGAAGUCCUAUGUUUUGCUACCAGAUAAGAAGGUGCGCCGGAGCCAAUCUGGCGUGGGUGAUUCGGCCGACCCCUGCACUGUGGAGUUUGACAACUACUUGCACAAGUUUGAUGUAGACGAGACUCUCAGCCGCCUCGCUGGCAGGAAGGACUGUCACUCCGUGACGCUGGACCAGCUGGUGCAGACGUGGGUGACGGGGCAUAACACCUGCCUCCUGCUAGGCAACGGCAACGGCCGCAGCACGCAGUCCCUUGACGUGGUUGUGGGGGCGGUGGAGAGCGCCAUGAGCGUACUGCGCGAGCGACUCACUGACCCGGCCAGCCGUGUCGAGCUGCACAUUUCCAUGGGCGAAGUCUCUGAUGACAACGACAACGGUGGCACGAUGGUGCUAGACCUGCUGACAUCCUCCUCGGACAACGACGAUGACGACAGCGACGACGACGAGCAGGAUAAUGGCGCGAGGUGGCGGCGCAAGGAGGCACCGCGGGCCUCACAGAAGAGCGGCGCAACCCGCCCCCCAGUGCAGCUGGCGCGCAGUCCGCUCCUUGGCACCUUUGUGAAGGGGCUCCGCUCCGUGAAAAUCGACGACGCCACCACCGCCACAGACGCCAUUGGCCGCGCCUUGACGCUGGGGUUUAUGCGGCGCAACAUGUCUACCCAUUCUUCCCGGAACAACAGCAUGUCGACUCUGUCCAGUCUCAGCAGCGCCGCGCUGAACAAGGUAUGCAUCAGCUUCGCUACCCUGGGUCUGAAAACUAUUUGCCGAGGUGCAGACAUGCGCAGCGCGCGGCUGAGCGCACGCGAGAGCGCAACGAGCAAGAAGAAGUUUGGCGGUCAGGAGCGGCACAGUCACUCCGUGGAGUACCGUGCGGACGUGCUUGUGUCCUCGCUUCUGCUCGUCUACUUCGGAACCGAGCACCAUGUGCUCGACACCCUCGUGCAGCACAGCCAGGCGUAUCGAACGACAGCGCGCGAGGAGGAGGAAGGCAUCGUGCAUCCGAACGCACCGUUGCGGGCUGAGAAACCUGAUUUCCAUCCCGCUAGCUGGCCGAACGCAGUCGGGUUUCUUCAGUCGCUUCUGUGUGACGCGCUGGGGGGCCGCACCCGCACCAUGGUGUGUCUCUGCUUGUCUGAGUACGACUCGCGCGCCACACUCUGGCUGCGAGCGGUGAGCCGGGCGAGACGCAUCAUCAAUGUGACACCGAACUGCGGCAACAUGCGCAACUACCUGCUCUACCUCCUGGAGCAGUACGACAACCUGGCAGCACUGCAAAGUCGUCGAAAGCAGGAUGCACGGCUGUUUCUACCGGCGCUGGGCACUCAGGCCAAUUCUAAGCACCACAAGCGCAGCCGCCUUCCCGUCGUAUCUUCCAACAGGGAGUUUGAUCAAUGGUCGGUCUAUUGCAUCAAGAAGAUGAUCGCUGAGCUCGACGCGUUCCUUGCCACCUCGACGGGUGACACACCUUUGCUUGAGCGGCUGGAGAUUGCGAACGAGAUCAUUGCAACUACGCAGUCGGAUUCUCUUUCAAACCCUCCCCUGGCCUUCUUUUCGCGGAACUCCUGA
Molecule: messenger RNA, 4602 nt
Organism: Leishmania mexicana MHOM/GT/2001/U1103
Lineage: Eukaryota; Euglenozoa; Kinetoplastea; Trypanosomatida; Trypanosomatidae
Exons: 1
Coding region: 1-4602 (1533 amino acids)
Source: RefSeq, a predicted model, not a curated record